CCGGCUGGUAGAGGCGGGCGGAUCGGAGGGCAGGGAUGCCGGGACCGUCUCCCGGCGGCUCCCCGGAGAGGGAGGUGGGGACCGGCGGGCGGCAGCGGGGCCAUGGCCGGGGCAGGCGGGUGCGGUUCCGGCUGCCCCCCACCGCCAUCGCGCUGCCGUCUGUGCGCGAGGAGGAGCAGGUUUUCUACCGGCGGCUGGAGGCUCUGGCGGCCCCGGGCCCCGGAGGCUUCGGGCCGCUCUUCGUAGCCGACGGCUGGAGCGACUUGACGGAGGACCGGCUGCUGCGGAAACGCGUGGUGAGGGAUGGGCAGGAGGGGCUGCGGCCGCGGCCAGGGCAGGAGGUGUCGGUGAAAGUGCUGGGCGCGCUGGAGGACGGAGGGCUGGUGGAGCGGGACCCGCGGCUCACCUUCGUACCGGGCUACGGCGACGUCGUGCAGGCCCUAGAGCUGGGCGUCCCCACCAUGCAGCCCGGGGAAGUUGCCUUCUUCCUCGCCGCCUUCCCCUACGGCUACGGCCGCCCCGGCAGGGAGCCCGACGUGCCGCCCGAGGCUCCGCUGCUGUUCGAGGUGACACUGCUUGAGGUGCGGGAAAGCCUCGACCCGCAGCCGCUGCCACCCGCUGCCCGCCUGCGCCUGGGAGCACAGCGGAGGGAACGGGGCAACUUCCACUUCGCGCGGGGCGACUUCUCGGCCGCGCUGCGCUCCUACCGACUGGCGCUGCGCGCCCUGGACGGCCCCGCCGCCGCCCCGCCCGGGCCGCAGGAGGAAGAGGAGCUGCGGGAGCAGCGCGUCAAAUGCUUCAACAACUGCGCGGCCGCGGAGAUGAAACUGCAGCGGGUGGAGGAGGCGCUGGCGGCCUGCGAGGCGGCGCUGAGCAUCAGCCCGGACAACGGCCGGGCGCUGCUCCGGCGAGGGCAGGUGGGCCCCGCGCCGCCCCGCGUCGAGCCCCUGCCUGGCCGCCCGCUACCGUCCGCUCCUCUCCUCGCAGCUGCUGGCGCAGCAAGGCCGGGACGCCGAGGCCGCGCUUGUUCUGAGGAGAGCCCUGGAGCUGGACCCCGCCAGCGAGGUUGUCCACGCCGAGCUGUCGCGGCUGGUGAAGCGCAGGAGCGCCCCGGCCCCCGCCGCCCCGCAGGAGCCGCCCCGUGGCCCGAUGCCGCCGCCGAGCUCCGGGUGCGUGGUCGCGCCGUCGGACCGGGCUGCCCGCGGUGGGGUCGGGGCCGGUGCCCACUUGGCGCGGUGGCGCUCACGGCUGUCUCUCCCCGCAGAGACCCGGCACCUCCCACGGCGGAAGGAGCCGCCUGAGCAGAGCCCGCCCAGAGGAGCCGCCCCGCCGGGAGUGGAAGAGAGACGGCGGCGGAGAACCGGGUCCGCGGCG
Messenger RNA from Neopsephotus bourkii (Bourke's parrot), 1374 nucleotides. RefSeq names its product peptidyl-prolyl cis-trans isomerase FKBP8-like. Gene Ontology annotation, molecular function: peptidyl-prolyl cis-trans isomerase activity; protein binding. Bases 36 to 1301 code for a protein of 421 amino acids. The record is from RefSeq and is a predicted model, not a curated record. Lineage: Eukaryota; Metazoa; Chordata; Aves; Psittaciformes; Psittacidae. The transcript has 6 exons.